This is a messenger RNA of Bactrocera latifrons, 1287 nucleotides long. Its product is annotated as ras-like protein family member 10B. The transcript is spliced from 7 exons. The record is from RefSeq and is a predicted model, not a curated record. Lineage: Eukaryota; Metazoa; Arthropoda; Insecta; Diptera; Tephritidae. Gene Ontology annotation, molecular function: GTPase activity; GTP binding.
CAYAAAAACAAAAGCAAAAAACAGCAAAAGCAUAGAGAAACCGGCAAGGGGUGCUCAGCAAUUCGUUACAAGGUAUUCGCCGCUUUAGCCGCCCGGCCAACCAUACAUAUGCCGAGUAUAAUGUGGAGUACAAUAUCGCCGACAAAUUCUAAGAAAUUACUUAUUGGCAGCACCCGAAGCGUCGACUAUGUCGGAAACACAGCAACAACAGCAACGCCCACAAUCACAGACACAGCCACAGCAACAAGCACAGCAGCGAAUACACCGAAUCGUGCAGCAACAACAACACCAACAACCGCCAGCAAUAAAACACAAUCGACGAAAAUCUCAAUCGCAAUGGAAAUUCACAUACAAAAUAAGUGCAUCUCAGCAUAGCGCAUCACUCUGGAGGGUGGCGCGGAGCCCCCAUGGCUGCAGGGCCCCCUUAAAGCGGCAUUUUUGGGGGCCUCUGGCGUCGGCAAAACCAGCAUAUUACAGCAAUUCUUCUACCACGACUUUCCGAAGACACAUCAGACCACUACGCGCAGAAAGAUCUACAAGAGCUGUCUGGUGUGCGACACUUGCAUACGCGAGCUGAUGGUAAUCGACGUUCCACCCCAGAAACGUUUCCCGGCCGAUAACUUUGCCGAAUGGAAUAAUGGACAUCCGCUGGGGUUGCGAACCGUACACGCAUAUGUUUUAGUAUUCGACAUGGGCAAUUUGGAAACAUUUCAGUACUGCCGCGCAAUGAGAGAGCAAAUAUUGGAUAGUUUUAGUCAUCGAGAUUUUAGUAUAAUUGUAAUUGGUAAUAAAUACGACACGGUCACCGAGCUGCAGGCUACUUCACAGGAGCUUAAGGAUAUUUCAACACUGGUGCGCAAACAUUGGCGUUGUGGCUAUGUGGAAUGCUCUGCCAAGUAUAAUUACAAAAUUGGCGACGUAUUCCGAGAACUGAUGGGCUGUACCAGCUCCGGUGCUAUUGUCAGCGAAUUCACACAAUCAACUAGGAAUAAAGGACGUUGCACAAUACUUUAGCGUUAUCUGCUCAAAUUCUUCAAAGAAGGCAUAUGAGUUGCGGUCAAAGGGUCCAAGCUACAGCUGUAUACUUUCGAGCCCAUCGCUAAAUUUCCCACGAACGAAACGAAAGACUAACCAAAUGCCGCCAAUUUAAGUAGAUAUACAUACUUACUUAGGUAUGCACCAUAUGAAGAGGUAAAGUCACAAAUUCACCUGCAAAAAUCAAAUUGUUGCAGCUGUUAGCUCCCUUCAGGGCGAAUUCAUGCUAGUUUAUGUGGAUUAUAAUACGCA